AUGGAUGGCACAAAGAAAGAGGCAGUCAUCGUCGGUGGUUCCCUGAGCGGACUCAUGAACGCGAUCGUACUCCGAAGAGAAGGAUACAAAGUCCAGGUCCUCGAGCGGAGUCACCCUUCCAAACUUAUCAGUGAGGCCGCAGGCCUCGGCGUGGGUCCCAACGUGCAUACCUUCAUGGAAACUUACGUUAAGAGACCUGACGACUAUGGGAUCGUACUCACUGACAUAGAGAUCUGGGAUGAGAAUGCGCAACUCUCGGCUAAAGUGCCACUUCCAUACACCAUGCGCAUGACUAAUUGGAGGACCAUGUAUGAUAUGCUCAAGAAUGCCUUGCUGGACGAUGACCCGGACUUGGCAGCUGCGGUCUACAAGACGCACGUUGAAGUCACCGAUGUGCGUGAGGAAAACGCUGGAGUAUCGGUCAGUUACCGAGACCUUGGCACAGGCAGCGAAGGUGUUCUGCGCGCCGAUCUCGUCAUCGCUGCCGAUGGCGCCAAUUCCAGCAUUCGCAGAAAGGUCUGGCAACCCGAAUCGCCUGCCUACGCUGGAUAUAGCCUUUGGCGUGGGCGCAUUUCCGACCAGCUCGUCAGCGAAGAAACGAAAGAAGCAUUGCAAGGCAAAACUGUCAUCCAAAAGCUACGAAAUGGAUACAUGCUCUCUUAUUUCGUCCCCGCGGAACUUACAGAAGGGAAACAAGAUCCUCGGCAUAGAUUUGACCUCUUCUGGGCUUUCUAUGAUAUUCUUGCCGAGGACUCCCCUCGGUUUCAACAGACGAUGACUGAUACCGAUGGCAAGCUUCACCGCAACGCGAUCCCGAGUGGCAAAAUCCAACCUCAGGUCUGGCAGGAAGCUUCCAGUCGCGUCAAGGAACAGGCAUGUUGGUUUUACGCCGAGCUUAUGGACAAGUCGCAUCAGCUCUAUGUCUCGGCCAUCAGAGAUUUCCCUAACACAAAGGCAGUAUUCUGCGAUGGAAAGGUCAUACUUGCCGGGGACGCUAUGUCACAGUGUCGACCUCAUGCGGGCGGUGCGACGAAUGAGCAUGCGUUCCAGGCGAUGGAACUUGCGAAGGUCUUGAGAGGUGAGAGUACGCUUGAGGAGUGGGAGAAGCUGUGUUUGGACAGCGCUGCAAAGGCAAGGGCGCUGGCUAUUGCGACGGGGAAGAGGUUUCUGCCUGAGGGAGCGAUAGCUGAUUCAUAG
Molecule: messenger RNA, 1197 nt
Organism: Didymosphaeria variabile
Lineage: Eukaryota; Fungi; Ascomycota; Dothideomycetes; Pleosporales; Didymosphaeriaceae
Exons: 3
Coding region: 1-1197 (398 amino acids)
Molecular function (GO): FAD binding
Source: RefSeq, a predicted model, not a curated record